Molecule: messenger RNA, 393 nt
Organism: Aspergillus mulundensis
Lineage: Eukaryota; Fungi; Ascomycota; Eurotiomycetes; Eurotiales; Aspergillaceae
Exons: 3
Coding region: 1-393 (130 amino acids)
Biological process (GO): amino acid transmembrane transport
Cellular component (GO): membrane
Molecular function (GO): amino acid transmembrane transporter activity
Source: RefSeq, a predicted model, not a curated record
AUGAGCCAACACAAGGCUAUCGACGACGAUGCUCCUGCGCCAGCGGAUAGGCCAGCUGGGCCGGACAUCUCCGCUGGAUCGCAGCAUCUGCAUCGCAGGCUCGGAGGGAAAGAGAUCCAGCUGUUCGCUGUUGGCGGUGCUAUCGGGACGUCCCUCUAUGUGCAGAUGGGAGCGUCCCUGCCCAAGGGCGGGCCGGCUGGGUUGUUCCUGGGCUUCGUGCUUUAUGGCACGAUUGUGCUCGCGGUGAACCAGUGUUUCGCUGAGAUGGUCACCUACAUGCCCAUUGCGUCGCCGUUUGUCCGACUCGCUGGCUUCUGGGUUGACGAUGCGCUGAGCUUUGCGAUGGGGUGGAAUUACUUUUUUCUCAUGGGUAUGGCAUUUCUUCGUGCGUGA